Penicillium macrosclerotiorum is the source of this 558-nucleotide messenger RNA. Its product is annotated as non-canonical purine NTP pyrophosphatase. Gene Ontology annotation, molecular function: nucleoside triphosphate diphosphatase activity. Bases 1 to 558 code for a protein of 185 amino acids. The record is from RefSeq and is a predicted model, not a curated record. The transcript is spliced from 6 exons. Gene Ontology annotation, biological process: nucleoside triphosphate catabolic process. Gene Ontology annotation, cellular component: cytoplasm. NCBI's taxonomy places the organism in Eukaryota, Fungi, Ascomycota, Eurotiomycetes, Eurotiales, Aspergillaceae.
AUGACUUUGACCAAGAUCAAUUUCAUCACAGGCAACAAGAACAAGCUCGCCGAGGUGCGCGCCAUUCUUGGCAAUGUCAUCGAGGUCGACAGCCAAGCUGUGGAGGUGCCCGAGAUUCAGGGCACCAUCGAGGAGAUUGCGAAGGAAAAGGCUCGUCGCGCUGCCGAAGCCAUCAAUGGACCGGCCUUGACCGAGGAUACGGCUCUUGAAUUCAAUGCUCUGAAGGGGUUGCCGGGACCAUACAUCAAAUCUUUCAUGGAAUCAUUGGGUCAUGAGGGGCUGAACAAGAUGCUUGAUGGUUUCGACGACCGGUCUGCUGAGGCUGUGUGCACUUUUGCCUUCUGCCGAGGCCCUGGCGCCGAACCAAUUUUGUUCCAGGGACGGACAGCGGGCUCCAUUGUGCGGCCACGAGGACCGACAAACUUUGGCUGGGACCCGAUCUUCGAAUACGAGGGCCAAACUUACGCGGAGAUGGAAAAAGAGGCAAAGAACCGGAUCUCCCACCGGUACAAGGCUCUGGUGAAGUUCCAGCAGUGGCUGGCAGAGGGCCAGCAGUGA